Molecule: messenger RNA, 603 nt
Organism: Moneuplotes crassus
Lineage: Eukaryota; Ciliophora; Spirotrichea; Euplotida; Euplotidae
Source: the annotation of a GenBank genome assembly
UAUAAAAAGUUGUGAUUUAUACAAAUUUAAUAAAUAUGAAAUCAAUCCAAUCUUCAUCAGUAGCUAAGAAUGAAAUCUGAAAGGAAUCUCAGAAGAUGAGCCAAGAGAAAGUUGAGAAACACCUUGAGGAGUGAGACUUUAUUGAAGAAGAGCCCUCAGCUUUAUGAGCAAAGAAGAAACUGCAUGCUUCUGGAUUUAAUCACUCUGUUAAGAAUGUUCUGGUAUGCAACAAAGGCAAACCACUAACAAGCGAGAAGAAACUUGUGAAUAAGAACUACAAAGAGAAGAUUGAUAAGCUAUUCUGCGAAGAUAUCCAAGACAUUGACUUGUCUUCAGUUUCUCUAAACUCAGACGGAAGCGUCUCUUGAGAAGGAGAGUAUGCUAUUUUUAUCUCCCCAAAUAAAAGAAGUACUUUUAAGAAGCAAUCUUCAUUGAAGAAGGAUUGCUUUCCCUCCUUUUUGAAGCUUCACAAGAAGUCAUCAAUGAGGACUAACAUGAAAAACAUUACGGAGUCUGUCAGGAGCAAUGAUGUAUCAUCUCCUGAGUUAAUGAAGAGACUCCUUUGCUAAUAACUUUUAAUAUCUAAUAGAUCAUUUACUGUAA